ACCAUCCGACCCAUCUAUCUUUCUAUCUACCAUAGCAUUCCCAGCUUCUCUCCCCAGAGCCAGACCUCUGCUCUGCCACCGUCCCGGGUGAAAUCAUCUUCCAUCAGGUCACAUCUCUUCAUCAUAGGCCUGGGUGAAUCGUCUUCGAUCAGGCGAUGGGUUAGACAGUAUGCUCCGCCCUCAUGGUUUUCUUCUGCCGCUGCUACCAGUACUAGCUACUAUUUUCUUUUGAUCGAGCUCAGAAUCAAAAUGGGUCGUCGUCCAGAAAGACUGUGCAUAGACAGUAUUGAUGAUGCCCCCAGAAAGUUACUUGAUCUUCUGCUUCGAUUAGAGUACAGUCAUAGAGCUAAAUCAUUCUUCCUGGCUGGCUGGUACAACGCUGAGGGUGUUGGAGCUUCUGCUAUUCUUAGAGCCACUGCCGAACUCCUGAAAUCCGGCACAAGUCAUCCUGACACGAGGGAGCAUUUUGGAAAAAUUAUUCAUGUCGACUACUCUCUAUGUAAAAACAAAAGAGCUAUGCAGAGGGCAAUCGCGAAGGAGCUAAACCUUCGUCAUUUAAUGCCGAUGUUUGAUAAGCAGGAUGAGGAUGAUGAUUUUAGAGGGAUAACCGUCAGCUCUAGGAAAGAGAUAGAGAGCAUCGGAAGUGAGAUAUAUGCAUUUCUAAGAAACGAAAGAUUUCUGAUGAUUUUUCAUUAUGAGGGAGAAGAAUAUAUUGAUCUGGCCGGGUGUGGCAUUCCUAAUCCUGAAUUUGGAAUGUAUGCUACAGGAAAACUAUUAUGGAGCGGAUAUGGAAGAUUUCAGCUCUUGGGGAGAAAAGGGGGGUUAAAGUCCAAUUCUGCUUAUUUUAAAAUAAUUACUGUAUAUCCUGCUAAUGUUGAUACCGAUCAAUUACUACAUCAUUUAUUGGAAAAAGAAGCUGCUGAAGUGAUUGAUUACACUGGCAUGGACGGCAUCAACCCAUCAAUUGUUUUGGAUUGCUUCUUGUACUCACUCUUCCUAGUAAAGAAAGAACGAGGGAACCAUAUCAAUGUUGACUAUGAAUGGGAUACUCAUGCUUGCAAUUACUGGAUAUGUGAUGGCAUCCUUCAUGGGGACAAUGCAUGCGAUGUUGGUAGUGCAUUGUAUAGUGUGAUACAAAUGGUGCCCUAUCUAGCCGCAAUAACAUUAGAUAUGUUACUCUUUCAGCCACACACAGAACGAUAUAAACAUUGGAUUUCAAUCUCCUCCAACAAAAAAAUAUCACAAGAUGCAUCAUCCUGUUUCCAAUCAUUUGCGGGAGAUGGUCAACCAAAACUAAAGAAUGAUAUUUUUCAACUAGCCAGCAACCUCCGUGUGCUAAAACUCUGCAAGUGCAACUUUGAUUUUACAUCCCCUCCUUUUCGAUGCUGCCACAACCUAAGAUUCCUUUGGCUUGAUCAUUGCACAAACACAAGGGAGGAUCAAGGUGGCUGGCCAUUUUUCCCAAACAUGUUGGUUCUUGAUAUACGCUUCACCAAUAUUCCUUUGUUACAAGAGACGAUAGAGGUGAUGACCAAUCUGAGGGAGGUAAAUACCAAAGGUGUCUCAUGGAGGAUGAUCAAUCAUGCAUGGAAAAAGCUGCAAAACCUUCACAAGCUUCGGGUAACUGAAUCCUCAGAUGUGAUCACGGCGGACAACUGCUCUUCCAUGGAUAUGAUGAAUCUGGAACUUCUUGACUUGUCGGGUAACAGUCAUAUGGACUCAUUGCCUACAAUGUCACCAGCAGGAAACCUAAAGAUGCUUGUUCUUGACGGCUGUUCUAGCUUGGAGCAUGUUGCACUAGAAGGAGCCCCUCCACUGCUCGAGAGUUUUAGCUUCGAUGGUUAUGGCCCAGCAAAGAGGUGGACACACCCCAUAGAACUACCAAAACCAGAGUUGCGGCCCAAGUCUCGUACUCGUUUAGUUCAAGAAGCCAAGGUGAGAAGGAUUUCUCUAAAGGGUUGUGCUCGAUUGUGCAAUAUUUUCUUGCGUGGAUUGCCCAAUCUUGAGGAGCUGGACCUAUCUGGCACAACCAUUCAGGCACUUGACCUCAGCGUGAUGGAUGUCCCAGGGCUAAAGAAGAUAUUCCUGGUGGGUUGUGAGCAACUGAAAAGCUUAUCAUGGUCUGGAACAAACAGGUCACUGGGAGUUAUACACGUAGACACUCGGAGGAAUACUAGAUCGGUGUUUGACCGUGAAGAACAAAUGUCCUCCCAGGUGCUAAUGGCAUUUACAGAUGGAAGAUUCAUUUGGUCCUUCAUAUAUAUACUCUAUUGGUGUACUCGGUGUAUCUCGAAAAUCCAUAUCCAUAUUUCUUCCACAAUUCAAGCCCAAGUGAACAUCACCAAAGGUAUCAUGGCGAUUGUUCCUAGCCUAGAGGGUUUGGUUCCAACUAGGCCCUUCUUACCAUACAAGGAUAUUGUCCUUAACAAGGAUAUUGUAGCACUCUCGUCCUUGGUGUGGGACCACCGACAACUUUAUCCUUUGGGUGGGCAUCUCGAGAUUGGUGAAGGAAGCCACCAUUUGGACAAUUUGGAUAAAAACGAAGAUUCAAGAAGUUUCAUAAACUCUAUGGUUGAGUCUCUGCAUGUGCAUGAUAGUAUCUCUAUCACAACUAUCCUUCCUGGAGUAACAAGACAUUGGGUCAAGCUAAAAUGGUGCCAUGUUGAGAGGUGCUGCAAGCUGCACACUGUGUUCCCUAGUUGGGGUGGAUAUCGGAGCUUUGAGUCAUUAAGGAUAUUUUCUGCAUCUGAUCUCCCAGUGGUCUACUACAUUUGGGCCACAUACACUAAUUAUUACUGGACGUCCUUCCAAGAGCUACAACACAUAUACUUGCACAAUUGUCCAAGGCUGGAGAUUGUCCUCUCCAUUUCUUUCACAUUGCCAAACUUGGAGAGCAUUCAGAUUGCAUAUUGUGCUAACCUCCAACAUAUUUUCCCAUUGAACGAGAAGUGCCCUCAAAAGAUAGCAUCGGGUGUCACAUUUGAGAAGCUGAAGUACAUCAAGUUGCACUAUGUCCACAAACUAGAGCAGAUAUGCACGACCAAACUGACAGUGCCGAAGUUGGAGAUGAUUAGCCUCAGGGACUGCUGGGCCUUGAGACGGCUACCAGCCUUGUCACGCCAAGGCCCCAAGCCGGUGGUGGAUUGCGAGAAGGACUGGUGGGACAGGCUCGAGUGGGACGGCUCCGACGCCAACCACGAUCCAUCACUCUUCGAGACAAGCCACUCAGCUCACUACAAGAAGACCCUCCCGAGGGUCUCCGUUCUAAGGUAAUCUGGAUCGUGCAAAGGGAGGUCGAUCGAGAUAGGCGUACAUGGACCAUGCAUCAUUGAUCUUAUUGCAUCCUGGUAAAAUCAAGUUGAAAUGAUCCCAUAGCUGUCUGAAGUGUUUCCGUUUAAUUUGCAAGUGUGUUCGUUACAAGCUUGAUCUGCGGUGUGGCGUUGGUGCAAGUCUUGUUGCUACAUGCGCGGCGAAUAAAAUGGUCCAUAUACCUGAUAUGAUCUGGAUAUGUACGUGGGUGUGUUCUGGGAUUGGUGUGCGGUCAAGCAGCACUGGAUUGUACCGCUCGGUCUCUCUAGCUUGGUGUGGUGUGGUGUUCACGACCGAUCAAUCUGGGUUUUUUCAGUUUUAUUGGUUAACUGCUUGUUUGUAAUAAAAAAAGGUUGUGUGUGCUGGUGUGCAUCAUAAAUGUAGCUGUGUGUGAUUGUCUGAUUGAUGGACCAUGAAUUGAGCUUAAUUUGUGUUUGGUUGUUGAAACAAGAACCAUGUGCACUUAACUGUCCUGGGGUAUAGUGGAUCGAAAAUCUUGUGGUAUAUAUUGCCAUAUCUACUCAUAUAUAUUCUGCUAGACUGGACGUGAGGCUACUGGUGAUGAGCUUGAUGCCUGCUGCCGAAUCCAAGACCAGUCCGUCACCAUUGAUGAAGAAGUGGCGUCAGGAGGUUUCCUGUUAUAUCUAGUUCGGUUCAGUUUUGCUGAGGUUGCCGUGGGCCGUGGGACGUUGGAUGUGGAGUGCAAGCUGGAUGGGAAGGGAGAAGUUAGGCGUGUCACUGAAUUCGGCUCCACCGACACCGAGUAGGGCGGUCGAAGCCGCCACCGGCCGCUGCGCCGGCUCCCGCCUUCACAUCACCUCCCACCUGCCCCUUGCCUCGCCGCCUUCCGUCCGACCUCGCCCCUUCGCCUCCACGGCCGGGCCCUCCCUCUGCCUGCUCGGACCCCUUCUGCCCCCGCCCAACGGCCGCCUACAAGAAGCUGCUCGCGAGUCGUGCACCCACAGACAAAAGCAGGGUGAAUGCCCCAGGGGCACUAGUUCCGCUGCCGUCGCCGGAGGCGCACUUCAAUUCCGCCGCAGGCAGGCCGCAGUCUACUCCACCAGCCGACCACCAAAUCAGUGGUAAUGAUCUAAUUCAGUUGGCUAAUUUUGCUUGGUCUUAUUCAGUCCUUUGCACUAAAAUCGGUGCUAUGCACAUGAUGGAGCAACCUAGUUUUUUAUGAUCUUAUUAUUCAGUACUACAGAAGUAGAAGGCAGCGGCCUUUGCUAAUUUCACUGAAUAUUUAGUGCGUACCUUAUCAGGCCAAUGAGACGUUUGUUUCUGUCUGGUUCUGAUGAUUUUCAGCUAAGACUAUUACUGUUCUUCGGAUUAGUAAUUUUGCCCCAAUUAAGUUAAUGUCAAAAAAUUAUUAGGAUGAACAAAUAUAUAGGCCAGUACCUUCUCAGGCAUGCACCAAAAUUCGGCAUGGUCAUAUUCAGGCCUUUGCAUGCCAUAUAGUUUGGUGUUAAUACUUUUUAGCCUUAAAUAUGAGGAAUUUAAUUUUCCGAUAACUGUAGGAUUUCAUCAUCUUUGCUGAGGCUAAGCUGCGAUUAACUCUGGGUGCUAGUUUCGUACUUGUACUGUGCAUCAAUAAUGAUCUAACAGGCUUGUCGAUAAUGUGCAGAACUGUAUUAUCUCUUUGUUAAAGGCAACUUUGUAUAAAGUAGUAGAGGUGCUAUCAUUGUCAGACUACAUCCUUUCUGUUUUUUUUCUCGAACACACGCCAAAGCGUGUGUCUUUAUGUAUUAGAAGAAAACCGCAAGCGGGUGGUACACCAGAGUAGCGAAGCUACAAACGUUAAAGAUAAAAAAGCGAAAAAAGAACUGAAGGUUAAGCAAAACAAGAAAGAGAAAAGAAGAAGAAGCUACAUCCUUUCUGUUAUGUCGAUGCAAAAAAAACUUGGUUCUAGAAAUGUGUGCAUGCUAGAGAGAAGCAAUCUUGCUGUGCUAAGUCUCGGUUUGGCUGAACUAGGACUCCAACUGCAUAAGAAUGUCAUCAUUAUUUGACAGUUACAGGUUAAGAUCAGCAAUGGUGUUCUCA
Lolium perenne is the source of this 5349-nucleotide messenger RNA. RefSeq lists its product as uncharacterized. The record is from RefSeq and is a predicted model, not a curated record. Lineage: Eukaryota; Viridiplantae; Streptophyta; Magnoliopsida; Poales; Poaceae.